AUGGACCCACAUCUCGACCCGACAACCGCUCUGGUCAAUCCAGACAUGGACAAGAACGCCAGCCCCAUGGAGGUGGAGGAGCCGGUGUCUGUUCACGAUGCCAAGGCCUUUGCCGAGAAGCACCUCGCCGAUCUCGGCCAAGAAGAGGAGGAUUUUGCCGUCUGUACGUGGAAGAUCAAAGGGUGGCGAACACUAGACAAGAGGAUCACCGGCCCAGAAUUUGAGUGCGGUGGUCAUCGCUGGCGCAUCCUCCUCUUCCCCUUCGGCAACUCGAAUGGCCAACCUAACGAUAUGGUCUCGGUCUAUCUCGACUAUGCUGAUCCCAAGGGCAGUCCCGAGGGCUGGCACGUCUGCGCACAAUUUGCCCUCGUCAUCUCGAAUCCACAAGAUCCCACAAUCUUCUCCACCAGCCAAGCACACCACCGCUUUACCGCAGAGGAGAUGGACUGGGGCUUCACCCGCUUCAACGAACUCCGCAAGCUCGCCGUACCCACCGACGGCCGCAGCCGACCCAUCAUCGAAAACGACUGCGCCGACGUCACCGCCUAUGUCCGCGUCCUCAAGGAUCCUACGGGCGUGCUCUGGCACAACUUCAUCAACUACGACUCGAAGAAGGAGACCGGUUACGUAGGCCUCAAGAACCAAGGCGCCACCUGCUACAUGAACUCGCUGCUCCAGUCGCUCUUCUGCACACACUACUUCCGCAAAGCCGUUUAUCAAAUACCCACUGAAGGCGAUGUACCUUCCGACAGCGUCGCACUGGCGCUUCAACGUGUCUUUUACCUGCUGCAGACCUCGGAUCAGCCUGUCGGCACCAACGAGCUCACCAAGUCGUUCGGCUGGAAGUCGCUCGACAGCUUUUUGCAGCACGAUGUCCAAGAGUUCAACCGUGUCCUUCAAGAGAAGCUCGAGACCAAGAUGAAGGGCACUGCAGCCGACGGCGCCAUCUCUCGUCUCUUCGUUGGCAAGAUGAAGUCGUAUCUCCGCUGCGUCAACGUCGACUACGAGUCGUCGCGCUCCGAGGACUUUUACGACAUCCAGCUCAACGUCAAGGGCAUGAACAACCUCGCCGACUCGUUCCGGGACUACGUUCAGACCGAGAUGCUCGAAGGCGACAACAAGUAUCACGCCGAAGGCUACGGUCUGCAAGAUGCCAAGAAGGGCGUCAUCUUUGAAAAGUUCCCCCCCGUCCUCCACCUACAGCUCAAGCGAUUCGAGUACGACAUUGAAAAGGACUCGAUGGUCAAAAUCAACGACCGCCACGAGUUUCCGCUCGAGAUCGACCUCGCCGACUACCUCGACAAGGAGUCCCCGCUCAGCAAGGAGGACUGGAAGUACAAGCUGCACGGCGUCCUCGUCCACUCGGGUGAUCUGCACGGCGGGCACUAUUUUGCGCUGCUCAAGCCCGAGAAGGACAGCAAGUGGUUCAAAUUUGAUGACGACCGCGUCACCCCCGUUACCGAGAAAGAGGUGCUCGAAGACAACUUUGGAGGCGAGAUCCCCAACGGCCAUCCCGCCGGCCAGAUCGGCGCGCGUGCGCCCGUGCGUGCCAUGAAACGCUUCACCAACGCUUACAUGCUCGUCUACGUACGCGAGCGCGACAUUGACGAGGUGCUCAAGCCCAUGGCGCCAGAAGACACGCCCGUACACCUGCGUCAACGACUCGAGGACGAGCGACUCCAGAUGGAGGCCCGCAAGCGUGAGCGCGAGGAGCAGCACCUCUACCUGACCGUCAAGCUCAUCACCGAAGAUACGUUCCGCGGCCACCAAGGUUUCGAUCUCGCUACGUUCGAGGAGCGCAACCUCCCUGCCACCGAUCUCCCCACCUUCCGCGUGCUCAAGAACGAGCUCUAUCUUAACUUCAAGUCGCGCAUCGCGGCCCAGUACAACUUGCCCGAGGACCUCAUCCGCAUGUGGGUGCUGGUCAACCGCCAGAACAAGACGGUGCGACCAGACACUGUGGUGCCCGAGAACGACCCCAACCUCACGCUCGAGACGGUGCGCGACCGCAUGGCCUCGCGCCAGCACGAUCUGCGCCUCUUCCUCGAGGUGGUCAACGGCGACCUCCCCAGCAACGAGGCCAACCCGUCGAUGAUGAUCUUCCUCAAGUACUUUGACACGUCGCGACAGACGCUGCUCGGUGUCUCACGUGUCUACGUGCAGCGCCACAUGAAGGUCGGCGACCUGGUGCCCACCAUCAACGAGCUCAUGCGCUGGCCGCCAACCACACAAGUCAAGCUGUUUGAGGAGAUCAAGCCGGGCAUGAUCGAGCAGAUGAAGCCCAAGGCGACGUUUUCGCAGAGUGAGAUCCAGGAUGGCGAUGUCAUCUGCUUCCAGAUCGAGCUUUCCGAGAAGGAUGCGCACGACUACGAGUCGCAGUCGCUCUACUCGAAUCCGAUCCAGUUCUACGACUUUUUGCAGAACCAGAUCAAGGUGCUCUUCAAGCCGCGCUUCGACGACGUCGAGUACAAGACCGAGUUCGAGCUGACGCUCAGCAAAAAGAUGACGUACGACAUGAUGGCGGCCAAAGCGGGCGAGCGUCUCAAGCACGACCCCUUCAAGCUGCGCUUCACCACGGGCAACGGCCCCAACGGCUCGCCCAAGACCGUGCUCAAGCGCACCGCCAACCAGACGGUCAACGAAAUUGUGUCGCCAAGCUACAUCCAGGGCCAGGCAUCGCUGCUGUACUAUGAGCUUCUCGAUGUGAGCAUCAUCGAGCUCGAGACCAAGCGCAACCUCAAGAUCUUCUGGACGGGCGCCAACAACAAGGAGGAAUCGCCGCACCAGUUCCUCUUGCCCAAGACAGCGACCAUCUCGGAAGUGACGGAUCAACUCGCCAAGCAGGUCAAGCUGACGCCAGGUGGCAGCGGCAAAGUUCGUCUAUUCGAAGCCAUCCUCAACGGGCGUCAGCAGCGUGAGUUCAUCGGCGUCGAGAUGAUCGGCAACAUUCCCGACAACGCCGAGCUUUUCGCCGAGGAAGUUCCGCUGGACGAGUUGAACCUAACCGAAGACGACAAGAUCAUCAACGUCUUCCACUUUACCAAGGAGCUUGGCCGAACGCACGGCGUGCCGUUCCGCUUUGUGGUGAAACGCAACGAGCCGUUCGUCGAGACGCGUAAGCGUCUGCAACAGCGCCUCGAGGUGCCCGAGAAGGAGUUUGCCAAGUUCCGAUUCGCCUUGGUGCAGUCGUCGACGUACAAGCAGCCGACCUACUUGGAAGACGACGAUCUGUUGUACGAGCACAAGUUCCAGCCGGACGACGCGCUGGGUCUCGACCACACGGACCGCUCCGGCCGCGCAGGCAGAUUCGGCAACAACGUCGUUCAGGAUAAAGGUAUUCGCAUUCGCAGCUGA
Sporisorium graminicola is the source of this 3354-nucleotide messenger RNA. RefSeq lists its product as uncharacterized. Gene Ontology annotation, biological process: regulation of protein stability; protein deubiquitination. The coding region runs from base 1 to 3354 and encodes 1117 amino acids. Gene Ontology annotation, cellular component: nucleus; cytosol. Lineage: Eukaryota; Fungi; Basidiomycota; Ustilaginomycetes; Ustilaginales; Ustilaginaceae. Gene Ontology annotation, molecular function: cysteine-type endopeptidase activity; protein binding; cysteine-type deubiquitinase activity. The transcript has a single exon. The record is from RefSeq and is a predicted model, not a curated record.